UGCGCGGUCACGCUUUUAAAUGUUGAACCGAAGUCUCCCUUGGAUAGUGGCGGUGUGCGUGGCUCAACAGAGCAGAAAGACAGCGAACAUCUCAUCGCGUAUCUGCAAAUAUGAGAAGGGACCAUAGAUAGGUGACAGUUCCAGUCACAUAUUCAGUGAUAUUUUCGUAAGUUCAGUCAGGAGCGCCUCGCGAACAGCUGGCUGCUUGCAGCUAGCUGCAAGGCUAGCUCGACAAACCCCCUUCCCCACAUGGAUAUUUUUAUGUAACUUGAUACAUUUCACCACUCCGUCGUUUUCAAGCAGCGCGAACCGGGCAUCAUUUGGACUUUUGGACAUUUUCUCGUUUGAAUCUUACAUUUUGCAAUGCGACCCUGUGGUACCGCUGUUCUGGGCUCUCGCGCUGCGGUCUUCGUGGACUAUCACUGGAGAGAGCGGUGCUGAGCCACGCUGACACCUCAGUAUUCGUUUUCUCAAUUACUUACACCGUUUUACCACAGACUGCUCCUGCAGUGAGUCAGUAUCAUGGAGGCAGGCAGUGGAGCUGCUGCAGUGGUGGGAAGUGCAGCUCUUGGACUGCUCGGAGCCUCUGGAAGUCAUGACAUCUCUGACAGGGGCCUGAGGCCUGGACGACACCCGGAGGAGGACGACAUCGUGCCGGAGCUCGCCAGAAGCAUCCACCCCCGAGAGCGACCUGACUGGGAAGAAACCAUCAGUGCAAUGGCCCGGAGUGCCGAAAUUCCAGAGCUGAGCUCUGAGCCGCUCAUGCGCUCCAUCAGCAGCACUGCCAGCAUGAAGGUCAAGAAUGUCAAAAAGCUCUCUUUCACCAAGGGUCACUUCCCAAAGUUAGCCGAGUGUGCCCACUUCCACUAUGAAAACGUUGACUUUGGAACAAUACAGCUGACCCUUGCAGAUGAACAGUGCGACGUGACACGAAAUGGCCUGGAAUCAAAAGAACCUGUUUAUCUGGUGCAGAUCUACUGUCAGGGACGAAGUUGGAUCGUGAGAAGGAGCUAUGAAGAUUUCCGAGUCCUGGAUAAGCAUCUCCAUCUCUGCAUCUAUGACAGGCGCUUCUCACAGCUCCCUGAGCUGCCCCGCUUUGACAGCCUGAGGGAGAGAGCAGAGACAGUUUCCCAGAUGCUGAUGGCUUACCUCUCCCGCCUGUCAGCGAUUGCUGAUAACAAGAUCAACUGUGGGCCGGCUCUCACAUGGAUGGAGGUUGACAACAAGGGGAAUCACUUGCUUGUACAUGAGGAGUCAUCCAUCAAUGUUCCGGCUAUCGCAGCAGCCCAUGUGAUCAAGCGCUAUAUUGCACAGGCAGCGGAUGAGCUGUCAUUCGAGGUGGGGGAUAUUGUUUCAGUAAUAGACAUGCCACCCAAAGAGGACACCACCUGGUGGAGAGGAAAGCAUGGUUUUCAGGUUGGCUUCUUUCCCAGCGAGUGCGUGGAGCUGAUAAACGACAAGGUCCCGCAGUCUGUCACCAACUCUGUGCCAAAACCAGCGUCCCCCUGCUCUGGUCUGCGGCCGGCCUCCUGGAGUCUGUUCCCACCCUAUUUGGAGAUGGAGAGUAUAAAGCAGGACAGUGCAUGGGCACCCGACCCAUUAAACCCCUACAGGCUAAGCUCAGUGUCCAAAAAACACGGGAAACUGAUCACAUUUCUCCGCUCAUUCAUGAAGUCCAGGCCGACCAAGCAGAAGCUGAAGCAGAGAGGUAUCCUCAGGGAGAGGGUGUUUGGUUGUGACCUGGGAGAGCAUCUCCUCAACUCGGGCCAUGAUGUCCCACAGGUACUCAAGAGUUGCACUGAGUUCAUUGAGAAGCAUGGAGUGGUUGAUGGAAUGUACCGUCUCUCUGGGAUCGCAUCCAACAUUCAGAAGCUGCGGCAUGAAUUUGACUCUGAACAGAUCCCAGAUCUGACAAAAGAUGUUUAUAUCCAGGACAUACACUGUGUGGGCUCCCUGUGCAAGCUUUACUUUCGAGAGCUUCCCAACCCACUUCUCACCUACCAGCUGUAUGAGAAAUUCUCGGAUGCCGUGUCAGCAGCCACGGAUGAAGAGAGGUUGAUCAAAAUACAUGAUGUCAUUCAGCAGCUGCCGCCUCCGCAUUACAGGACUCUAGAGUUUCUUAUGAGACAUCUGUCACACCUGGCCACCUUUAGUUACGUAACAAACAUGCACACCAAGAAUUUGGCCAUUGUUUGGGCCCCCAACCUACUGAGGUCAAAGCAAAUAGAAUCGGCUUGCUUCAGUGGAACGGCGGCAUUCAUGGAGGUGCGAAUACAAUCUGUUGUGGUAGAGUUUAUCCUUAACCAUGUGGAUGUUCUCUUCAGCCCCAAACUGAGCUCACUCAUUCGAGAGGGAACAGGACACAAUUCAUUGUCUCGUCCUAAAUCAUUGCUGGUGCCAUCCCCAUCCACUAAGCUGCUUACAUUAGAAGAGGCGCAAGCCCGCACUCAAGCCCAAAUCAACUCCCCCAUCACUGCUGACAGCAAGUACAUUGAAGUAGGAGAAGGACCGGCAGCCUUGCAGGGAAAAUUCCACACAGUCAUCGAAUUCCCCACUGAGAGGAAAAGACAACCCAUAAAAUCCAAAAAGUCUCCAGUUGGCAGUUGGCGGUCGUUUUUUAACCUUGGCAAAUCUUCCUCGAUGUCUAAACGCAAACUACAUCGCAAUCCCAGUGAACCGAAUGAGCUUAAGGCAAUGGCGUUGGCUGGAGGAAGAGGAGACACUGCAACUCUUCGAUCAGCAAAAAGCGAAGAGUCUCUUACUUCUUUACAUAAUGUCGAAGGUAGAGAGUCUAAAAUGUACAGACCGCGCAGACCUCGAUCCAGCAGUGAUGCCCUGUCUGCUUCUUUCAACGGUGAACUGCUAGAUAGCAGACAGCACUGUAACUCUUAUGACAACCUGGGUCAAGGGGACAGCGAUGGCGAUGAUGGUCCAAUUUGUGUGCCUGCCCUCAUCUCCCCUCCGCGCUCCACCGAUGAUGUGGACCUUAGCCCCCCUGACAUCGGCAUGGCCUCUCUAGACUUUGACCCCAUGUCUUUCCAGUGUAGCCUUCCUCUUGCAGAGACUUCCAUUUUUUCGCUUGACACAGAUGCGGGCAGUCUAAAGCGAAGCCCGGGUAGCGCCAGCGGCUCAGGUCCUAUCUCACCAGUGAGAGCAAAGGUUACGAGUCAUUCUCAGUCUCCAGAACACAGUCCGGCCUUAGGGGAUACUAAUAAACUGCCCUCUGCAUCAGAGAAAAUUGCAGUUCAGUCCGUUGAGGUCAGUGAGAAGUCAACUGCUUUGACACCUUUAAGCAUAACCGAACCAGCUGCCUCCAUGAUAAGGAGAGGGCCCGAGAGUGCUGCGCUUCAAGCCUCGUCCCCUUCAUCUCCGCUCGACUCGCCAGCCAAAUUGAGCUCUCUUUUAAGAACCACUGACCUGCCUUUGAGUGAAGCUAUUCAACAAGAGCUUCUCUCUAAAGCUGCUACCUUUGAGAAUAAAGACAUAUCAAACAUUGAAUGUUCACAGCCACCACAGACCACCUGCUUUCAGGAGCAGCCAGGAUCUGUAACUCUGGAUUUGCCAGAGGGCAAUGUCCCUGCCAGCUCUGUGUCCCUGCUCCCUCCCCCUCCUCCACCAAAGAACGCCGCCCGCAUGCUUGCACUAGCUCUAGCUGAAUCUGCCCAGCAGGCCACCGUUCUCUCACAGAGGCGACCCUCUGGACCCCCAACGCCGGUCUCUCCUCUUAGGCCGCAGGAGUUGUUGGAAACUCUGGACUGGCCGCAGCCUCUUUCCUCGCAGUCACAGCCAUCCCUGGAAGAAGCUGCAGUAGAGGUGACAAAGUCUUCGGCAACCCAAUCCUCACCAGCCUCUACGCUAACUACAAAAGUGACUCGCUCGGCCAGCUUGCACCUCAGCACAGCUGAUAGUGGAAAGCCACCCAGCACUUCUUGCAGCAGUCAAGAUGUUGUUUCAAUGGUGACCCCAAACCAAAGUGUUUUACCUGACAGUCAGUCUUCUAAAGAUCAAGUUUCUCAGAUACAGAAAAGCCCAGAGAGGCAACAGCCUGCUGUGGGCCAGACACCUGUGAGCAUGACUAAAACCACUACCACAGCCAACACACCAACCGUCAACAAGGAAACUUUCAUUCAACAACCCAGCUCUGAGAUCCACAUAGUUGAAAAUGUCCUGCCAACAAAAUCCAUCAAAACACCAGAGCAACCAGUUGCAAUUCUCCAGCCUCAGCCUCAAAUACAGACUCAGCCUCAAAUACAGACUCAGCCUCAGUCAACAUUUCGGUCUCCAGUUCAACCUCAGUCACAAGCACAGCCUCAGUCUCAACCCAAAUCACAACCAAACGCUCGAGUUGCACCUACCCCUGCAACGCCUAUUGACCCUAUCGAGAAACCAUGGGAAGCCAUAAAGCCUGUCCAUCCGAAAGCAGAUGCUCCUCAACACCAUACUCAUGGAGUGACACCUCCAACGCCUCCUGCUCGCUCUAUUGAUAGUAAGCUAGCAAUGGCUGCUCUCUGCAACACUGAGGCGGCAAACCCAGCCAACUUCCAUGCUGUCUUAUCAGGCUCAGUGGAAGAGACCCCUCCACAAUCUCACCCACCUCAUCGCAGGUCUUCCACUCAUCUGUCCGGUUACAUUUACCACUCAAAAGGAGACACAGCGCUACUGGAGCCAACAGCAGAUGCAUAUUAUCAUCAGCGGUUAACCCCUUCAGGCCAGUCCUCAGUGAGUUACCAUUAUCGGCCAGAAAGCGUUCCGCCUCAUGUUUCUUGUGUAUCAAAAUCAGAACCGCAGAUUUCUUACAGAGCUCAUGGUGAUGGCCGAUACAAUACCAUCGGACCCAGAUCUUACCACCAGUCCAUCAAGUCUCGUGGCCCACAGAGGGGUGAAUACAUUUCGUCAAGCACACUGCACCACCCUCACGCCUACAGCCCAGUAGAUGGACCUACGGUGUACCCUACCAUCCGCAGGGUUCACUCCCUACACGUGCCUCCCACUGCUAUUCGCUCAGUGCCAGUUACCAGAACAGAGGUUCCACCAGACGAUGAACUUUAUUACUACCAGCGCCCAGUCUACCAUUGCAAGUCGCACCAACAGUCUUCUCAAGCUGACUAUCAUGUGACACAGCUGCAGCCUUAUUUCGAGAACGGAAGAGUUCAGUACCGUUACAGCCCCUACUCUGGCUCUCACACUUUGGAAGCCCCUUACUACGAUGUGGACCAUUACGGUACUAUUCGCUUAAGACACGUCCACUCUUUCAGCGGUCGGGACACUGCGCCUCUGCUUGGCCGCUCUGGAGGGAAGUCCGGAGGCUAUCACUACCUUUCACGGCAUAUCAUUCCUUUAAAGGAGCACAGCUUUGUUAGCAGGGACAUGCCUCCUUACAGUGGCUCAAAGGGGAGUGUUUACUUGGCGUGGGACCCAGAGGAAGCGGAGAGGCUCCGCGUACACUCAAUUCGCAGAGAAAGCCGAGCGAGGCAAAAGGUGAAGGGUUCUGUUAUGUCUCAGUAUGACAAUGUCGGACACUACUUGCCAAUGGAUAUACCAAUGGACACGUUACACUUGCGCAGCAAAUCAGACCCUGGCAAAGCAGUGUUGAUGGCUACUGAGGGAAAGGAGACCAGAUACAACGUAGCUUCUGGGCCUCAGCAUGCUCCCAGGCACUUGUUCUCAGAUCCAGAUGUCCUGAUGUAUAUGGAAACGGAAAAACAUUGCCAGGGAAAUGGAAUGGGGGACAAAGCCUCCAAACAGGGCAGCACUAGGACCUACUCAUCCAUCCAUUCACAUCAACCAAGAAACAUGCAGCACUUACCAGAGGGCGGCCAUAUUGAUCCUAAAUUUGAACCAGGGGAAAAGCAGUCGAGUAGUAAACAUUGGCAGGAACACCCGGAUAGCAGGAACGCUCAGCCUCGUUACGAAAGAUCAGAUUUAGAUCGGCACAUAUGCAGGGUGAGUGAGGAUGAACAAGCAGGUCCUGUAAAGCCAGCACCUCCACCCAAACCCGAAAGAUCUCAUAAUGUAAGAGAUCGGCAACAUUACAGCCAGUCCAGUCUUCCCCCCCAUUUGCAAGACAGCUCAGAUCACCACAGUGGAUCUUAUAUUCACCAGGCGCAAAGACAAAGCACCAUUACGGUACAGUCACACUACGACAACCUCGAUGACUACCACCCAGCACCUCAGUCCCAAAGUUCACAAGCAAAUCGGGGUGGUUCCAGUUCCUACCAGAGCCCUGGUUUCUCAACCCCACAUAAUAAUCGGGCAUACUCCACUGCCUUGGGACAGGGCGCCUUUAUUCAAGCUGAGCUUUUGGCGCAAAGGCCCGAGGCAGAAGUAAAUGCUGAAUGAGCAGGCGAUUUGGAAAUGGGAUGGAUUUUGGACGAUAUCGAAUCUGUCGAUAUUAAAUUUCAGUUAAAUUCAGCAGCCUCUGCAGGACGGUGGACUGCCUUUUGACUCUUUACAGUUUUGCUUUUUUAAUGUACAAAGUAUGAAAGACUUUUUACUGAACUGAAUGUACCAUACUUCAUCAUAUACUGUAGAUACUCUGUGAUAUUGGCAAAUGGUACGUGAAUCAUAACCAGAAGAGAUAUGUAUAUCUGGAAAAAACUACUGGUUAUUAAAGGAUCCUUUAGUUCUAUUAUUUUGAAAAGUCCUGGGAUGGGGUAUAAUCGGGGUGUAAAGGUUUGCAUUUUAGAAAUGCAUGUAAUCUAUCUUUUACAGAACAGUUCUGUGUACAUUGAUAUAUAUUGUGUACUUUCUGGACAUUACAGUAACCAUAGAAAGGAAAAACUGUUAUAGUCAUCCUCUUCCUACCAUUUCCACACGGUGAACACAAGUAGGUGGUACAAGUAAUCCCUAAUCUUCUGCCUUUAGAAGGUUGGGAGCCCAAAAUGUGCAUUUAUCGUCUGUCCAAACUGUGCCAUUACUAUUGUCUCAUUGGGUUUGAUCAGAAGCAACUGGAUUUGUUUAUUCAUUUAAAAACAUGAUGAGAUUUGACUAAAAAGUGGUUGGAUACAGUAGGUUGCUCUUUAUUGUUGGAGGGACCAAACAAUAAAUGAGAAUUAUGAUGCACAUGUUAAGCGAAUAAAGUGCCAAUGUGAAGAAGUGACUUAAGACACAUUUCUCUCCCCAUAUUCAGGAGAAAUGUGUUAUUGACGGUGACAUUUUGAUACAUGUAGUGAUUUAAAAUGUUUCUGACUUAAUGUUAGACCUGCACCUUACUUGCAUAUAUUUAACAAGCUCCAUUAACAAAUUUCUCAUAGAUACCGUUUAUCAUAGACUUCGACUGCGUUCUUCGAUGGGAACCACUUGCUUGUAUACUCCAUACAUUUACUUGUAUUGAACAAAUUGUGCUUUUACAGUGUAAACGACAGCACAUUGCCCACAGAAAGAAUCUCUCAGAUGGAGAUACCAAGGUUUUAAUUGUUUCAAUGACUUUUUAUGAUUGGGAAUAGCUGUGUUUCCGUGUGUUAUUUUUGGUUGUUGUUUUGCCAAGUCAUUGCAUGUUACUGUUCUGUCAGACAGUAAUUAAUAUUUCAUAACAAAUGCCAGUUAAUUCGUGUUGAAGUAUUCAAAUGUGAGCCUAAGCUCAAAAUGGCAUAAUUUGUAUGUUUGUGGUUGAUUCCCAAAUAAUAUGUUUUUGUGUUUUGCGAAGUCUUAUGAAGUUCAUUUUCAUUGCCGGCACUUUUAUGAUCGACAACAAUCUGCCGUGUUCUCUUGUUUCCGUUUGUUUGUUCUUUAGACUGUGAAAAGAAAUGGUUGGGUGGCUAGUGUGGAAAAAAUAAAGGCACUCAUGUAACAUC
Misgurnus anguillicaudatus (oriental weatherfish) is the source of this 7793-nucleotide messenger RNA. It is a transcript of the gene arhgap32b, whose product is annotated as Rho GTPase activating protein 32b. Gene Ontology annotation, cellular component: actin cytoskeleton; fibrillar center; cell cortex. Gene Ontology annotation, molecular function: phosphatidylinositol binding; GTPase activator activity; protein binding. Gene Ontology annotation, biological process: small GTPase-mediated signal transduction. The record is from RefSeq and is a predicted model, not a curated record. Lineage: Eukaryota; Metazoa; Chordata; Actinopteri; Cypriniformes; Cobitidae.